Paraglomus brasilianum is the source of this 885-nucleotide messenger RNA. The record is from the annotation of a GenBank genome assembly. NCBI's taxonomy places the organism in Eukaryota, Fungi, Glomeromycota, Glomeromycetes, Paraglomerales, Paraglomeraceae.
AUGUCAACGCCAUUCGCACAACCUUCCAAAUCAUUUUCUCUUCUCCCUUCAUCACCAUCAUCUUCCGCUUCCACAUCACGCAAAUACCAAUCAACUCGCCCAAUUCGUUCCAAAUCUCUUCCCAUUAUCAUUCCAUCUUCCCCACCAACGCCAAAAAACGAUCCUACUGUUUACCCCGAACUUCCAUCUGAUCCUAAAACUUGGACUUCCGAUCAUGUUGCAUUAUAUCUUACAUACUGUCUCCGGCUGUAUCCGCCCGCAAUUAUACGUGAUUUAACUCGAUAUGUGUCGGAAGAACACACAUUGACGGGGAAAAGGUUCAUGAGGUUGAAAGAAGAGAAUUUGAGACAUAUGGGUUUUAAUGAGAGAUGGAUUAAGUUAAUCAUGAUGGGCGUUAAAGCGCUCCGAAGGCAGAGUUUAAAGGACAAAAUAUUAGGAAAUAAUGGAGAUUAUAAAGACAUUGUUGAAGAAGAUGAAAUUGAAGAGUUGGAAGAUGAGGAUAUGAAGAGCGGGGAUGAGAGUGUUAGCUUGUUAUCGACGGAAGAUAAGACUUUUAUUCAACCAACAUUCACGAAAUUGAAAGAUGAGGUUAUGAUAGACUUAAGGGAUCAACAGAACACGGUUGAUGCGCCGUCCGAUCCUCAAUCCCACAAUCGCGGUUCCUGCCUCCCCCCUCCAAACACUGGGGCUUCCGUACAGCGUUUCUCCUGGUCCUACAUUUUUUCUUGGCCUCUUUCUUUAUCUCGCAUUCUCACAGGACUCUGGCUGUUAAAACGCGAAGUGUUGGAGAAUAUACCUCAACACAGAUUUUCACAGGGAUUUGCUGUUGGCGGAUUUGUAGUCUGGGCCUGGACGAGAGUCUCUCGGACGGCAAGACAAUGGUGA